Amborella trichopoda is the source of this 2352-nucleotide messenger RNA. It is a transcript of the gene PUM24, whose product is annotated as pumilio 24. Lineage: Eukaryota; Viridiplantae; Streptophyta; Magnoliopsida; Amborellales; Amborellaceae. The record is from RefSeq and is a predicted model, not a curated record. Gene Ontology annotation, biological process: regulation of translation. Gene Ontology annotation, cellular component: nucleolus. Gene Ontology annotation, molecular function: mRNA binding.
GGCUGAGCCGGUCUGAUAGGGUGAGAGCCGGGCGGAGCUGGGCCUCAAGUGAAUAAGGUGGUCUUGGGAGCCACCGGCCCGACUCUCGCUCGGUCCGUUGCCAGCCCUAUGGUAGAGAGGGAGGGAGAGAGAGGCGAUUUGUUUAAUGUAACACCGACCAUGGCGAGAGGUGACUAACUUGGGGAGCAGGGUUUAGGGUUUCUGGCGAGUUUCGAGCAGAUUUGAACACCCGGUGACCUAAUAUCCAUGGCUGCUAUCAAAAGGAAGAGAAAUGCGGCCACCACCACUCCCUCCGAGAAAGAGAAGAAGAAUAAGAAUAAUAUAGCAAAGCCCUCUGCAAAACAGCGCCUUAAGACGGGCGGCGGUGAUGGCACGAAGCUUAGAGACUCCAAAACCACACAAUCACAAGGCUAUGAUGCCAAAACAAACCAAGCUCCACCAAAGAAGUCUGCAUCUCGUCUCUCCAAAGAAAUGGCGGAGGCAAGGAAGAAGAAGAGGAAGAGACACUACAGCCUUCAACAAGAACUGGCUUUACUAUGGGAAAAGAUGCGACGCCAUGACAUUUCCAAGGAAGAAAGAUCCAAGUUGAUAAGUGAUGCUCUACAAAAGAUGAAGGGCAAGAUACCCGAAAUCGCUGGCUCUCAUGUUUCUUCACGUGUUCUACAGACAUGUGUUAAAUAUUGCCAACCAUCAGAGAGAAAUAGUGUUUAUGAGGAACUUCGGCCACAUUUUAUUGGACUUGCGCGCAACACAUAUGCUGUUCAUCUUUUGAAGAAAAUGUUAGACAAUGCCGACAAAAAACAGUUGCAGGCAUUCAUUUCUUCACUUCAGGGGCAUGUAGCUCCUCUUCUCCGUCAUUUGGUUGGCUCAGCUGUUGUUGAACAUGCAUUCAAUUUGGCAAAUGGGGCUCAGAAGCAAAGUCUCUUGUUAGAAAUAUAUUCUUCAGAGUUCCAGUUAUUCAAGAGCAUGAUAUCAACAAAAGAGGGGAGGUUACAAGAUUUAAUAUCUAAGCUUUCUCUCAAAAAGUCUUCAGUACUAGAGCGUAUGUCUUCUGUUCUUCAACCGGUUUUAAAGAAAGGUCUGGUGGACCACUCUAUCCUUCACAAAGUGCUACUGGAGUACCUCAGCAUUGCUAACAAGUCAUCUGCCACAGAUGUGAUCUUACAGCUAUCUGGACCUCUUCUUGUUCGUAUGAUUCAUACAAGAGAUGGAUCAAAAGUUGGUUCUCUAUGUGUCAAACAUGGGAGUGCGAAGGAAAGGAAGAAAAUUGUGAAAGUUAUGAAAGGUCACGUACAAAAAGUUGCUCAUGAUCAGUAUGGAAGUAUGGUGCUUGCCUGUAUUCUCUCUUUAGUUGAUGAUACCAAGAUUCUUACAAAGGUUGUCAUUCGGGAGCUUCAAACUAACCUGAAGGACCUAAUCUUGGACAAGAAUGGAAGGCGGCCUAUAUUGCAAUUACUUCAUCCAAAAUCACAACGAUAUUGUGGUGUGGAUGGUCUUGCUGUUCUAAAUGAGUCGAUUCCUUCUCUUUCUAAUGUUGGAUGUGAGCAAUCAGAUGGUGUUUCAAAUGGUUCAAGCAUUGGUAAUGAAGCUCUGAAUGCUCCAAAAGUGACAGAUGAAGAGACCCAUGAUUCUGGAACCUCUGGGACCAUCCAGCAUGCGGUGGAGAAGGGUACAAAAGCUCCAUCCAAAAGGAGAUUCGAGCUAUUGGUAGAUAGUGGGCUUGCUCAGAGCCUGGUGGAUACAUGCAUUGCUAGCUGUGGAGAGCUAUUACGAUCCAACUUUGGGAAAGAUGUUUUAUAUGAGGUUGCGACAGGUGCGGCUGGAGGUGUCCUUUGGGAACCAUUAGCUGAUAGUCUGACUGCUCUCCAUGAAGCUAUAGCUAAUCUUGGAGCAUUGCCUAAAUUUGGAAGUCCAGAAGAGGAACACAUAUUUGAGAAUUUCCAUUCGAGUAGGACAAUUAGGAAACUCGUAAUGGACUGCCCUUCUUUUGCUCAAGUCCUAUGGAAGUUGGCACUUGUAGGGAAGUGCAAUAUGUGGGCUCAAGGCCACAGUGGAAAGGUGAUUUACGCGUUCUUGGAGUGCUCUGAUCCUGAAAUUAGAGAUAUGGUGAAACCGGAGUUAGAGCCACUUAUAGAUGCAGGUAUGCUGAAAAUUCCAGACAAGCAAUUAGAGCAAUAAAAUUUGAGUUUUGUUACCGGCAAGUGUUUGUGUGAAUCCUAGUUUCACUGAUACUUAUAUUGUUGCUACAUUUGGUGACGCUUAGCCUGUAAUUCAUUGGGGUCUUCUGUUUUGAAUUUAAACUGAUCUCAACCCAGUUUUGAAUGAAUUCGGUCAUGUAGUUUUUGGGUUUCA